AUGGAAUAUAAAAUCAGUAAUAUAUCUGUAUGGGAACGUUAUAAUGACAGUGAUCUAUUAUUAUUUAAAACAUUUGCACCACAUUUAACCAUAGUAGAAAGAGCAAAUUUUCCAUUAUGGGCUAUACUUGGUUUUCCUGGAAGUAUAUUCAGUAUUAUUGUAUGGAGUAGUCGUCCAAUGAGACGUGGUGGUAGUGCUGCUGCUGCAGUUUAUCAAGCUAGUCUUGGCGUUGUGGAUUUAUGUUUUUUUAUUAUACAUUUGAAUUGGUAUUUACAUGUGGCAUGGCAACUCGGUGUACUUGAUCAUCCGGUAAUUUGUGAAACAUUCCCUGUUAUAAAUUAUUUAAUACAAUAUCUAAGUCCUACAUUGGCAUUUACAUUCACAUUAGAAAGAUAUUUAGCAAUAUGUCAUCCAUUCCGUUCACAAAGAAGUGUAAUGCGUUCCACAGUGAAAAGUGCUUUUAAAUUUAUUGCAAUAAUGUUUGCAUUUUGUUUGAUUACAGCUAGUGUUCAAGCAUUUGUAUAUGCUUAUAAUAAUGGUGUAUGUACUACUAGACCAUCAGUUGAAGAUCCUAAUUCUAUUGGAUUUAGUUUAUAUACAAAUUGGACUUUUAUCACAGAAUCAUUAUAUUUUUUCUGUUUACCAAUUACGUGUCUUGUAUUAAAUAUAUUAGUCAUUGGAGUAUUACGACAAAGUAUUAAAUCAAAACGAAAUACUUUAAUUGCAACAACAGUCAAUGGUAAUUCAAAUAUAAACUGUGAUCGUAAUCAAAUUUCACAACCGAUAAGUAAAGGAGCACGUUCAAGUACAUUGACAUUAUUAUGUACAUCAUUUUAUCUUAUUAUUGCACAUCUAUCUGUAGCAAUAGCCGUAGUAAUUCAUAAACGUUUACCAACUGGUAAUGAAUAUUUAAGUGAUGAACAAAUACGUAAUGAUCCUGGUUGGACAACUUAUUUUCGUUUCUUUACAGUACGUGUAUUAAUCGAAUGUUUUGCAAUGACACAUUAUGCUGCGAAAUUUCCAAUUUAUUUAGCAACAAGUAAACAAUUUCGUCAUGAAUUUUGUAGAAUAUUUCAAUGUUUUUGCAGAAAUCAAUCUUAUUUAUUACGAGAUACUGAUGCAGAUAUUGAUCAAAAUACACAUUUACAAAAUGGUAAACGUUCAAUUUUCUUAUCUAACAGUAAACAUUCAUUAAACACUGUAUGUAAAACAAGUUUUACACAAAAGAAAUUAAGAAAUUCUUCUGUAUCAUUCAUUUCUACAAAUGAAAAUUUAUCACCUACAAAAAUUCGAAGACGUCCAUCACCUGGUCUAAGUCGUACUGUAUUAGGUGUAGAUGGACAACGUGUAAAAGUUAAAUCAAAUAUUUCUAUAAGUGUUUAA
Molecule: messenger RNA, 1383 nt
Organism: Schistosoma mattheei
Lineage: Eukaryota; Metazoa; Platyhelminthes; Trematoda; Strigeidida; Schistosomatidae
Source: the annotation of a GenBank genome assembly